AUGAGUCGGAUGGCCAAGAGAAAGCCAUGUUUGCCAGGUCGUUCAACCAUAUUGCGAAGAGUGGGAGCCAUGGACUAUAAACUUGGGCAUGAUCAUAGCGGAGAUCUUGCCAAGGAUGCGUGCAACACAUCAAGUGGAGUGUCUUUCCUACGGGAGAAGACCUUUGGGCUGCCUGAGGGCAUUGCCAAGGUGAGGAAACAGAUUCGAGGGUAUAGCGAAGCUUCGAAACUUGGAGGAUUUCCAAUCUAUGUGGAUGAUAUUGUGCUCACAGGAAACCGCUCUUCAUUUAUUGACUCAUUUGUUCAAGCUCUGGGUCAUGCAUUCUCCAUAAGGGACCUUGGUCCACUACAUUACUUCCUUGGAAUUCAGGUGUGCCACAAUAGUGAUGGUAUUUGUCUCUCUCAAUCUCAGUAUAUCCAGAGUAUCCUCACCAAAGCUGGUAUGAUUCAUUGUAAGCUUCUAAGCUCACCCAUGGCCACAAAUGCAAAGCUUAACAAAGGUGACAUUCCCGACUUUGAUGAUCCAAGUCUUUAUCGACAAGCUGUUGGUGCACUUCAAUAUCUUACUUUAACAAGUCCGGACAUAUCAUUUAUGGUAAAUAAAGUGUGCCAGUUUAUGCACAAUCCAUCGUUAAACCAGUGGGUUGCUGUGAAGCGCAUCCUUAGAUAUCUCCAGCACACUAAAUCCAUGUCAUUUCUCAUUUCAAAGGCUUUUAACCUUUAUUUACAAGCUUUUACAGACUCCGAUUGGGCUGGUAGUAUUGAUGAUCGCUGUAACGAUCCGGCCGAUUCAGAGCAUUUGGAGGACGAGUCUAGAGUCAAGAGCAUUGCGGGUAGAGAUUUGACCUAUUCGAGAAAGAGUCGCAGGUUCGAGGUCACUGGUGCGCGUGGGGAGUUCGCAGGUACGGGCAAUGCUGGACUAGGUAAAAUGCGCAGGUGUGAGUUGGAGGUAGCAUCUGCGAGCUCGCAGCAAGCAACGAACAGUGACACUUCUACCGAGUCUGAGUACAAAGCAUUAGCUGAUGCUGCUGCAGAAUUGAUGCGGACUCAAUCUUUGAUGAUUGAGCUUGAAUUUGUCCGAGAUAAAGUUGCGAGACGUGACCUGCUGGUUCAAUUCCUCUCUUCCAAAGAUCAUGUGGCUGAUAUUCUCACAAAACCACUCGAAACAACCUUUGCAAUUCUUGCAGCUACAAAGGAGUUGGUGAAUGCUGGUUCUUAA
Molecule: messenger RNA, 1218 nt
Organism: Nicotiana tabacum (common tobacco)
Lineage: Eukaryota; Viridiplantae; Streptophyta; Magnoliopsida; Solanales; Solanaceae
Source: RefSeq, a predicted model, not a curated record